ACACGUUGACAGUCAUCCUCUUCCAGAGAACCAUUUGUUACUGAUUUCAGAAGAGAAAUAUAUUGAACAAUUUCAUAUCCAAGUCAUCCAAGAAGAUGGAAAUAGAGUGGUGAUUAAAAAUUCUGGCCAUCUCCCAAGAGACAGAGUAGCAGAGGAUUUCGUCUGGGCUCAGUGGGAUAUGUCAGAGCAGAGAUUAUACUACAUUGACCUGAAGAAAUCAAGGAGUACCUUAAAAUGCAUCCAGUUUUGUGCUGAUGAGAACUUUAACUUAAUGUUUGAAGCACCGUUGGACAUACCAUUAAGUGAUUCAGUAUUUAAGCUUGUCAACUUUGGAUGUGAUGAUAUUCAAGACCAAGACAAAUCAUCCAAAUACCCGAUGCUGUGCAUUUUUACCAACCAUACAGGAAGUUUGUGUGUAUGUUAUAGCCCAAAGUUUGACUCGUGGGAACAAAUUAUGUAUACAGUGUUUUACUUUCAUAAAGGGCACAGCAAGACCUUCACUGCUGCUCUUGGGAGUGCUGACUCACAUGUGACAAAGGGCAUUACUUUUCUCAACCUUGACUAUUAUGUGGCUGUUUACUUACCUGGUCAUUUCUUUCAUCUACUCAACAUUCAACAUCCAGACCUGAUCUGCCACAGUCUGUUUUUGACAGGAAACAAUGAAGUGAUUGAUAUGCUACCUCAUAGUCCUUUGCAGUCACUCUCAGGGUCCCUGGUACUGAAUUGGUGUUCUGGAAAGCUCUAUAGAGCAUUCCUCAACCAGUCCUAUUUAUUGCAGUUCCUGUGGAACACCCGGCUAGACUGUGAGAAGAUAGCCGUGUUGCACUGUGUGCUCUCAUGUGGUCAAGACCCACAGUUCCUGGAAGCCAAGAUUAUUCAAUGGAUUUCUGAGAAUGUCUCUGCCUGCCAUUCAUUUGACCUCAUUCAGGAAUUUAUAAUUGCUUCUUCAUAUUGGAGCAUAUACUCAGAGACAAGUGACAUAGACAAACUUUUGCCAUGUUCCUCUGUGCUCACUUGGAAUGCAGAAAUUCCUGGGAUAACCCUUGCGACGGAAGAGAUCACAUUGCCUCUAAUGAAGAAAACAGGAAAAAGAAGGUCUAACGUGUAUGUGAGGAAUAUUCUUGAUAAUGCAAUAAAGGUGAUUUCUAACCUAGAAGCAAGGAAUUUGGUUUCAGAGCCAAGAUUGACACCUCUCUUCCAGGAAGAAGACAACCAUCAGAGGCUGCUUCUGGGGCUGAUGGUGUCUGAACUAAAAGACCACCUUUUGAGACACCUACAAGGUGUAGAAAAGAAGAAAAUCGAACAGAUGGUUCUGGAUUACAUUUCAAAAGUGCUGGAUCUCAUUUGCCAAAUACUGGAAACCAGUUGGAGGAAACAUAAUCUUCAUCCCUGGGUUCUCCACUUCAAUGGGCAGGCUAGUGCUGCUGAAUUUGCAGUCUUCCACAUCAUGACCAGGAUUUUAGAAGCUACUAACAGUUUGUUUUUACCUCUGCCUCCUGGUUUUCAUACUCUGCACACGAUCCUUGGUGUCCACUGUCUCCCUUUGCAUAGCCUGCUGCAUUACAUUGAUAAUGGAGUGUUGCUUCUCACAGAAACAGCUGUCAUAAGGCUCAUGAAAGAUCUGGACAACACAGAGAAAAAUGAAAAACUAAAAUUCAGCAUCAUUGUGCGGCUUCCUCCGGUUAUUGGUCAGAAGAUCUGUCGACUUUGGGAUCAUCCUAUGAGUUCUAACAUUAUUUCCCGAAACCACGUGAAGCGACUGCUUCAGAACUAUAAGAAACAGCCUCAGAGUUCUAUGAUUGACAAGUCAUCAUUCAGUAUAGAAUUUCUGCCUCUGAACUACUUCAUUGCAACAUUGACAGAUAUAGAAUCCUCCAAUCAAGCUCUGUAUACUUUUGAAGGACAUGACAAUGUGGAUGCAAAAUUUGUGGAGGAAGCAGCUCUGAAACACACCACAAUGCUUUUAGGCUUAUGAAAAAGAAAAUAUAAUUAUAUCAGCUUCCAAUUUUUAAUCUUGUUCAUAGCUCUACUUCUAGUGAGAAUUCUUUGGCAAUAAUUGAAAUUGGUGGCCAAAAUCAGAAUACAUUGUUGACCCAUCUGAAUUUCAGUUUGGUACUUGUUCAGCAGUUUAGAUGGAACUAAACUGCUGUACCUCAUCCCAGUUUUUAACAGCAGAUGUGGAGAAAUGACAAACUGUCCAAGGUGGCAGGCAAUGGCAUAAAUGAUGCUCUUCCUAGGGGCUUAUCUUCCUAGUGGCUUCAUAGGCCAAAAGCUGGUUUCUGUUGCACUCAAAUAAAAUAGGUUUUAUAAAUGUAGAGAAAAAUGCUUAGAAAAACGGAAACUGGAUGUGUCAUCAACAAUAACAUAUGACAAGUAGAAAACUUAAAUGUUGCAUAAAAACCAUAUUUGGAAAGAGGAUACUUUUUAAAAAACUGAAUUCGGAUUAAGUCAAAUCUGCUAUUUCCAGUAUAGAAUAAUUUAUAACACUCAGCAGUUUGUAUAUACAAUAUUUAGAGUAGGAUUUGUCUUUGUGAUGGUUCAGAUGGAACUAUAUUUAAUAUUGUAAGCUUUUUGUAUUUAUAAAUGUUUGCUUUAGAAAUAUCUUAAAAAAACAAAACACUG
Pteropus alecto (black flying fox) is the source of this 2622-nucleotide messenger RNA. RefSeq names its product gamma-secretase activating protein (gene GSAP). Gene Ontology annotation, biological process: positive regulation of amyloid-beta formation. The record is from RefSeq and is a predicted model, not a curated record. Gene Ontology annotation, cellular component: trans-Golgi network. The coding region runs from base 179 to 1975 and encodes 598 amino acids. The transcript is spliced from 24 exons. Lineage: Eukaryota; Metazoa; Chordata; Mammalia; Chiroptera; Pteropodidae.